Trichomycterus rosablanca is the source of this 1649-nucleotide messenger RNA. It is a transcript of the gene sftpba, whose product is annotated as surfactant protein Ba. The coding region runs from base 1 to 1137 and encodes 378 amino acids. The record is from RefSeq and is a predicted model, not a curated record. Lineage: Eukaryota; Metazoa; Chordata; Actinopteri; Siluriformes; Trichomycteridae. Gene Ontology annotation, cellular component: lysosome. The transcript is spliced from 12 exons. Gene Ontology annotation, biological process: sphingolipid metabolic process.
AUGGUCUUCAUCAAACUCAUCGUCGUCGUCCUGCUUCCACUGCUGAGCGCCGCCGACGCCCGAUCACUGGAUGCAGGAACCCUGAGGGUUUUCGAACGGGACACUAACGAAGUAAAGGAUGAUGUUACCUGUCAGGACUGCAUCCACAUCUUUGAGAUCCUCAAACAUCUUCUGUCUGAUCAAGACUUCCAGAUGAAGGUGAAGAACAGUUUGGAGAUGUUUUGUGAGAAUCUGCCGGAGCAAAUAUCUCAGACAUGUCAGAGCACCGUGGAUUCAGACUUUCCUCUCGCCAUCGCCUUCAUCAACAGUCUGCUGAUCCCUGGUCAGGUGUGUGUUUAUUUAGAUCUGUGUGAGGGAGAGUUCAAGACGAAGACGAAGAUGGGGAUGAUGGACGCCUUCAUGAGUCACGUUCAGAAGACCGUCACAGUUCCUGACGUCAAGCUGGACGCUUCGAUCCAGUGCAGCGCCUGUAUGUACGUUCUAAACGUCCUGGACUGCGCUGUGCCCAGAGCUCAGACGGAGAGCGCCAUGACGGCCGCGCUGGGUGAGGCGUGUGCCCUCCUGCCCCUGCUCUUCAGAGGUCAGUGUACGCGUCUGACUCAGAAAUACGUGAAGAUGCUGUUCGAGGUUCUGCUGAAUCCGGCCUCGCCCAACUCCGUCUGCUCCAAGCUGCGCCUGUGCCAGCUCCCAGCCACGCCCGGCAACAGAGCGGCGGCUCGGCUCUCAGACUGUGAUUCGUGUCUCACUCUGGCCGUCCUGGCACGACUCAGUCUGGGUUCUAAUGCCACCCUGCCACGUGUCUCCACCUUCCUGCAGUCUGUGUGCAAGUCUCACCCAGAAGCCCUGCCCGAGUGUGAGAGCUUCACUCAGCUUCAUGUCCGACAGCUCCAAAGCAUUCUGGGUAAAGACGGAGACGCUCUGGACCUGUGUGAGAGAGCAGCUCUGUGUGUGAGACGUGAGCACGAGGACGUGAUGCGGGACGUGAUGAGGGACGUGAUGAGGGACGUCUGGGACACGGAGGACUUUGGGGACCAGGGGGACCCCUGCACCCUGGGGCCCAGAUAUACCUGUAGAGAUCUGUACACCGCACAGAGCUGUGGGGUGGUUCCUUUCUGUCAGAAGAACGUGUGGAAGUAGACGUCAACGUUCCAGUCAGAGUUCCGGUUCACGACGGCCAAGCGGAGCCUGAUGCAACCAGGACCGUCCACCUCACAAGAAACGCUAAUAUUUGCUUCCCUGAUCGUCGCUACACGUCGUAUCUGAGCUCUGACCUGCGCGCAGAGUUAGCGUGAUCUCCGCUAGUGCUUGGUUAAAUAUGAUUAAAAGAUAAGAUUCGGUGACCGUGGCGUCGUAGGUAAACACGUUCCACCGGCCUGCCAGUUCAUUCCGACCCCAAAACAGUAUCGAUUUCAUCACGCGAGCCGUUUUCCUUUUGUUAUGAUAGCGCGAGAGGCUAACGGCUCCACACGCCACCGUGGUACGAGACGCUGGAGGGCUGAUGAGUCGGUUUAACACGAUACCGAGGUCACAGAGAGGAUUAGCGCGUUUAAUCCCGGAAACUUGUAUUAAUGUGUAGCUAAUGCUAAUGAUAAUAUGCUAAUAAUCAUAAAUAUGCUAACAAUCAUAAAAUGCUAAUAAAUAUGAAUUAA